AUGGAGAAAUCACGGCAUCGACUGACUCUGGCUCGUCGAAAUCUAUCACUUCCAGCUGCAUCAGGAUGUCGCGAUGUCCUUGCAACUGAGCCUGGACAGGUCUGGUGCAGCCGAGGCUUACCUCGAGGGCGAAGAGGUCUUCCAGAGAAUCCCUUCAUGGUCUCGGCGGUCUGCGAAGACCUGCAGUACCGGUGGAGUAAGGACGUGAUUCAGAAGGAAAUUCACCAUGACAUCAACUGUCUCGAGGGGAUUGAGUAUCCUUGGGCAGCGAUCACGAUGAUGGUGCCUGGGGAGGCAGAUGUUGAGUGUGCUCGUGUGUCAAGGCUGACUGGCUGUGCGGUACUGACAGACGAUUCUGAUCUCCUGCUGCACGACCUUGGAUCCUCUGGUUCGGUGUUGUUCCUGGACUCAGUACAGUCACCGACGCGUGUCUGGGAUCCCGUCGAGCCACAAAUCCAAGGACUGCGCAUUUGUCCUUCUGAUCUAUCAGUACGAUUGGGCAUCACAAACAUCCAGCGUUUCGGGUUUGAAUUAACCAGAGAUCCUCAUUUACGGUUUGCCGAGGCCAUUCGUAAAUCCAAGGUCGAAGGGACUGAGCUUUCAUCAGAAUACUAUGAGUUCCUCCGGGAAUAUCACCAUCCCACAGAUCGGCAAUCGGCAGGUAGGGCUGAACAGCCACAGUUGAUGGACCCUAGAGUCUCCGAGUUGUAUUGGCAAUAUGCACUCCCCGACACUUACUGCUCUGAUGAGAGUCUGCAUGUGUAUCUUGGUGUACUGAAUGAAGAUCCUGGCAGACGGUGCGCUUGGGAGCAGGGUCAAAGAUAUAGACGCCUCGGUUACGCUGCCUUCAACGCCUCCCGCGGUAGUCAAUUUACGGCUAUAUAUGAGUUUGUUCGCAGAGGCGGAAGAAUUGUCGCUGACAAAGUCACACUGGACGACACAAUUAUGGCAUCGGACAUGCAACUGCUACGCCGACGCCUUGUUCGAGCACAGGAGGUUUUUAAUCCUGAUGCAGAAAGCUUUUGGUUCUCAUUCGCCCUCGCUGAGAUCUAUGAGACAUCAAACACAGUACCCAGUGGUCAACAAUUGGAGAGUUUCCUUACGCAUGGGUACAUGGAAGGGAGUACUGGCUGGGCAGACAUCCACCUACUUGCCCAGGUACAGGCUGUUCUGUACUCCCUCAGGAUGCUCCAACAGCUUCGUGAUGUCGCGGCGCCCAGAGGCUGUGACUUACCACCUCUGGCCAAGCUACCCCCGCUACACGUCAUGAUGUCGCGACAAAAAUUGAUCCAGAGCUUUGGCAAAAGGUGGCUCUUGGAGGAUGUAGUUUCUCAACUGUUAACCGGAUAUGAUACGUGA
Molecule: messenger RNA, 1359 nt
Organism: Penicillium olsonii
Lineage: Eukaryota; Fungi; Ascomycota; Eurotiomycetes; Eurotiales; Aspergillaceae
Source: the annotation of a GenBank genome assembly